Messenger RNA from Myodes glareolus (Bank vole), 691 nucleotides. RefSeq names its product sperm acrosome associated 4 (gene Spaca4). NCBI's taxonomy places the organism in Eukaryota, Metazoa, Chordata, Mammalia, Rodentia, Cricetidae. The record is from RefSeq and is a predicted model, not a curated record. Gene Ontology annotation, cellular component: membrane. Gene Ontology annotation, biological process: sperm-egg recognition.
GAGGUCACUGAGUUCCAUGGCCCAAAGGCUUGUGGGCAGGGGUGCUGGCCCAUCUCCAACCCAAGGACUCGAGUUCCUGAGAGGGACACUUUGUAUUGGGAACCAGGAACACUCCAAGUGCUGACCCCCAAGGCCAGGACGAGGGUCAGGAGGUGCCAUCCAGGAGGUCACGGGAGUCCCCGGCCUGGCUUGGGUGCUAUCCACGCCGCCAGGCCACCAUGGUCCUUGGCUGGCCAUUGCUUCUGGUGUUGGUCCUGUGCCCAGGUGCGACAGGCAUCAAGGACUGCGUCUUCUGUGAGCUGACCGACUCCACUCAGUGCCCAGGCACACCCAUGCGCUGCGGGGACGACGAGGAUUGCUUCAUAGGCCGCGGAGUAGCGCAGGGUGUGGGGUCCAUCAUCAACAAAGGCUGCGUGCACUCCACUAGCUGUGGCCACGAGGAGCCCGUCAGCUACAUGGGCCUCACGUACAGCCUUACCACCACCUGCUGCUCCGGCCACCUUUGCAAUGGGGGUGCUGCUUCCGCCACGGGACCUGCCAGCCUGGUGCUGGGUCUGCACCUGUUCCUGGGCCUGUUGCCGCGGCUUCAAUACUGGCUGUGGUGACCCACAGAAACCGCCGGGCCUGGGGCUGUGCCCUGUGCCCCCAUCUCCACCCCUUUCCCUCAUUAAAUGGCCAGAGGUGCCGUCUA